Nilaparvata lugens (brown planthopper) is the source of this 3322-nucleotide messenger RNA. Its product is annotated as inactive dipeptidyl peptidase 10. Gene Ontology annotation, biological process: proteolysis. The transcript is spliced from 17 exons. Lineage: Eukaryota; Metazoa; Arthropoda; Insecta; Hemiptera; Delphacidae. The record is from RefSeq and is a predicted model, not a curated record. Bases 298 to 2862 code for a protein of 854 amino acids. Gene Ontology annotation, molecular function: serine-type peptidase activity; dipeptidyl-peptidase activity.
CAAGGAGAGAACGAUUUCUACGAUGAUCAUUUACAGAACAGCGUCUACCGCUUUAAAAAGCUUCAGUGCUAUUCACAACCCGCGAACUUCGAGCAGCUAUAUACGCUUAUCCCAUAAAAGAACAUGAGCCAUGAAAAUUUUACUUCCGCUUUUUCCCAAUAAAAUACAUUUUUUUUUGUGGUGAUUUUAUUAUUUAUCAUGUGCUUGUGAUUCCAUCAUUACUUCAUCUGUGAAGUUCAUCAAUCAUCACCAAUCACCAUCAAAACAUCCAAACUGCUUCAUUUAUGUAAAAGGGCAAUGCACGCUGCGAUAGAAAGGAACUCAUGGCGUCUACCGCCCGAAGAUAUUGUGCAGGUCGCCGAUCCUCGAUCCAAAAAAGCCCAGCCUUCGGCGAUGGAGGAGGACCUGGUGUACCCGGGACAGCAGGAGGGCCGCAACUGGCGCAGCAUCAUCUUCUCUCUGCUGGUGAUCAGCCUGGUGAUAGCGGGCAUCGUGACGGCCAUCUACACGCUGGGCUACGUGGACGAGCUGCUGUACUGGAGUGGCCGCCGCAUGACUCUCGACGAGUUUGUGCAGGCGGACCUGUGCCCCGAGCGCCUGCCGCCCGCCUGGGUGUCGCACAACCACUUCGUCUUUCAGACUGACGACGGCGCCAUCGCCGCCUACGAUGUGCGAUACAACAACGUCACGCAGCUCGUCUCCAAUCAUACGGUGAGGCAGUUGAGUGUAAAAUGGUUCCAUUGUUCAAGUGAUCUACGCUUCAUUCUUCUACGACAUAAUGUCAAGCAAGUAUUCCGAAACUCUUUCACCGCUCAUUACACCAUUUAUGAUGUUACAAAUGACCACCAUAUUCCAGUGCGACUGAGCGACUCGCCGAAGGUGCAGCAGACGCAGCUGCAGCUGGCGCGCUGGUGCGGCAACACAACGUCGCUGGUCAUGGUCUUCGAGAACGACAUCUAUGUGCGCUUCUCACCGAUGAGUGCCGUCGACCACCGCCUCACCUGGGACGGCCACGCCGGCCUUGUCUACAACGGCAUUCCCGACUGGUUGUACCAAGAGGAAAUCUUCGUGCCAUCUCCUGAAGAGGCUUUGUGGUGUUCGCCCGACGGUUCGCACAUUCUGUACGCGAGUUUCAACGACAGCGACGUGCGGACGUUCACGCACCCGUGGUUCGGCUUCGAGGCGAACAUCGCGCCACCGGAGAACGGCGGACUCUUCCCAGCAUCCAGGACCGUCCGGUACCCAACACCUGGGACACCAAACCCUCAAGUGAGAUUGUCAGUUAUCAAUGUAACAAAUACUUCUUUCCCUAUCAGUCUUGUCAACCCACCUGAAGUGUUCAGUGAACAGGAUUACUACUUGAUAUCUGCAGGCUGGGUGAAUCAUGAUAAUAAACAGAUAUCUGCAGUAUGGAUGAAUAGACCACAGAACCUGAGCAUCAUCAGUAAUUGCCAGUACCCAUUGACUAAGCAGAAUCACUCGAGCUGGCAGUGUGUUGAGACACACGCGGAACGAGCACAAGAAGAUGCCUGGCUGCAGAUUCAGCCGCACCCUGUCUUCUCCACCGACGGAGACAGUUUCCUGCUGCUAGGAGCCGUACAAGAAGGAGAUCAAGAUGUGUUCACGCACAUAAAGCACAUCACUCUCAAACAGCAGCGAAUAGCUGUACUCUCUCAUGGCCGGUAUCAGGUUGUCAAAAUUCUCGGCUGGGACUCCAUCAACCAUUUAGUUUACUACUUGGGAACGCACGAGUCGAAGCCUGGCCAACGUCACUUGUACGUGGUGCGUGACCCGGCCACAGACGAGCCGCUCCACGUCGAGCCUGAGUGCCUCACUUGCAAUAUCCAUCGUUACCUAUGGUCCAGUAAAAACACCUACACCAAUUGUAGUCAUUUCAACGCUUUUGUAAAUCCUCGUCUCUACGGUGAUUCAGUUGGAAUGAGUCACUACGUGCUUCUGUGUGAGGGGUCGGGAGUUCCCCUAGCCGGGGUGCACUCGACCACCGACCAUCACCUCCUCAAGACGCUGUUCAACAGCAACCCGCAGUGCGGACCCAAACUCGACCGGCUGGCUCUACCCAAGAUGCGAAGCUUCGAGGUGCCUUUGCCGCAAGGCCAUCGGGCGCAGGUCCAACUGCUUCUGCCUCCGUCGUGGCGCGAAGAGCUCAGAGACGCUGCUUAUCCUGUUCUCGUCGAAGUAAAUGGGCGACCCGGCAGUCAAUCAGUGACUGAUAAAUUCACUGUUGAUUGGGGAACGUACAUGUCUAGUAAAAAAGAUGUAGUUUAUGUCAAAUUAGAUGUAAGGGGUUCUGCAGCACAAGGAACACACACGUUAUCAAGAAAACUUGGAGGUGUUGAGGUUCAAGAUCAAAUAACAGUUCUCAGGUACCUCCUCGACACCCUCAAGUUUCUUGACAGAACGAGAUUGGGUGUAUGGGGCUGGGGCUAUGGUGGUUAUGUAACCGCUAUGGUCUUGAGCUCUCAACCAAAAAUUUUCAAAUGUGGAAUAGCAGUCUCACCAAUCACAGACUGGCUGUAUUACAAUUCUGCAUUCACGGAAAGAAUUCUUGGCUCUCCAAGCGAAAACUUCAAAGGCUAUGUAGAAGCCGAUGCAACAGAGAAAUCGAAAAACAUACCAAGUGGUUCAUUUUUCAUCAUUCACGGUCUAGCUGAUAUAUCAGCUCCAUAUCAACACAGCGUAGCAUUAGAUCAUGCUCUCACUACUGCUGGAGUUAUGUUCAGGUAUCAGAGCUAUGCAGACCAGGGUCAUGAUUUGCGUGGCGUGAGGGAGCAUGUCUACAGUACGAUGGAGGAGUACUGGACUGAGUGCCUUAGCCUGGAGGAGGAUGAGCAGCGACUAUAGCUGUGGCAGUACUUUUUACUGCCACAAAAUAGAAUUAUUUAGUGGUCAUAAAACAUGGACACCAUUAAAAUUUGCGGCAAUAUUUUUUAAAUGCCAACAAAUGAACUUAAUUCGUUAGUCGAAUCAAACUGUGAGUGAAAAACACUUUGUACAAAAAAAGUAGUCAGUGAUGAUUUAAGUAGAUGACAAUGCUCAGAUGAACGCGAAUAUUGAUAAGCAUUCCAAGAGACAGUUUUUUUAUCAGUUUUUAAUCGAUGUGUCAAAGCGCUUCACAGAUUUGAUCAUAUACUUAGAAGUUAGAGUGGGUCUUUUUUUAAAUCAAAAUUGAACAGACUGGCAUGUAUGUCAUCAUUAUAACAAGUUUUAGAAUCUUGAGAGAUAAAAAGAGUUGAAAAGGUGCGCAAAACAACGUUCAAACAUAUUGAGUACUUUUGAUAUUGUUUCCAUUUAUUUUUACUUU